This is a messenger RNA of Scomber japonicus (chub mackerel), 10548 nucleotides long. RefSeq names its product chromodomain helicase DNA binding protein 6 (gene chd6). Gene Ontology annotation, molecular function: ATP-dependent chromatin remodeler activity; protein binding; ATP binding. Lineage: Eukaryota; Metazoa; Chordata; Actinopteri; Scombriformes; Scombridae. The transcript has 44 exons. The record is from RefSeq and is a predicted model, not a curated record. The coding region runs from base 1 to 10548 and encodes 3515 amino acids.
AUGUUCACUGGUCUCCUGAAGCACACGCCACCUCCGGCCUCCGCUGCAGCAGCCUCCUCCUCUGCCUCGGACCAAAACAGUAACGCACAAACUACAGUUCCCACAAUCCCGCGGGGACACCUGGUCGUGGGCCCCAAGGACCAGCUCCGCCUCCUCACCCCCGUGGGCAGCACGGCGACGUCCAAUCACUGCACGGUGGCGGGGGCCCACGCCGCUAAGCACUCCGGGGGCGCGCCGCGACCUCCUUCCUCCCUGAGCGAGGAGGACGAUGGAGGAGGAGGCGGAGGAAGGGUGAAGAAGAAACGAAAGAAAAAGGACAAGCGAGGGCGGGAGAAAGGAGGAGGAGGAGGAGUGGUGGAGGUGGAGGAAAGGGAAAGCAGCAAACCAAAGAAACGAAAGGAGGAGAAGGAGGCGGCGACGGUGGUCACGCUGAGGAAGUGCGUGGAGCCCAAGGAAGUGAAGGAGAGAAAGGAGCGCAGGACCAAGGGGAGGGAGGGCAGGAAAGAAAGUGUAACGGAGAUAAAGAAUGUGACGGGGCGGAAAGCGGCAGGUGCUGCUGUGGCCCCCGGGCCGGCCGCGGUGCCCGUCAAGGUGCCUGGAAAGAGAGGAAGGAAACCGAAAGUCAAAAUCCUACCUCCUGUACCCACAAAUCAAGCACCUCCUCCUUCCUCAGGACACUCCACCAAGGUCCAAAGGCAGGUCCAUGCCAACCAAGGCCACGGCAAGAACCACGGCCAGGCCAACAGCAAGACCCCCGUCCCCACAGCACCAAAACAGAGGGGCCGCAAACCCAGAGAUCCUGGCGCAGCACCGGUGGAGAAGAAGAAGAAGGGGAAGAGGAGAAACCAGGAGCCGGCUGUCCAGGAGGGAGCGGAGAGUGACGACACUACCUCAAUGUCCGCCCUCAACAUGGGCGGAGAGGACAGCCAAGACCCCCUGGAUAACGCGAAGCGGCGUUCGGGUCGUCAGGUCAAAAGGAGGAAGUAUAACGAGGAUUUGGAUUUUAAGGUUGUCGACGACGACGGAGAGACGAUCGCCGUUCUGGGAACCGGACGGAUUUCUGCGCUGAACGCUACGGCUCUGGCUUGGCAGGCGGAGGAGCCACCGGAGGAUGAGGCCAACAUCAUUGAGAAAAUUCUUUCAGUCAGACCAGUGAAGAAAGAGGACCAAGCAGAGGAGGCCGAGGAAUUUUAUGUCAAGUACAGAAAUUUUUCCUACCUGCACUGCAAAUGGGCGACUCUGGAGGAGCUUGAGAAAGAUCCCCGAAUCCACCAGAAGAUAAAACGCUUCAGGACCAAACAGGCUCAGAUGAAACACCUGUUCGCUGAGCCCGAUGAAGACAUAUUUAAUCCAGACUACGUAGAGGUGGACCGGGUGCUGGAGGUGGCUGUUACCACGGAUACGGAGACGGGAGAGGAGGUCACUCAUUACCUCGUUAAGUGGUGCAGUCUCUCCUACGAGGAGGCGACGUGGGAACUGCAGGAGGACCUGGACCCAGAGAAAAUCAAAGAGUUUGAGGGGAUUCAGAAACUGCCGCCAGACCUCAGACACAUGGAGCGUCCUCCUCCAGAGAAAUGGCAGAAGUUGGAGCGCUCCAGAGAUUACAGGAAUGGAAACCAGCUCAGAGAAUACCAGUUAGAGGGAAUGAACUGGUUACUGUUCAACUGGUACAACAGAAAAAACUGCAUCCUAGCCGAUGAGAUGGGUUUGGGAAAGACGAUCCAGUCCAUCACCUUCCUGUACGAGAUCUUCAGCAUGGGGAUCCGCGGACCCUUCCUCAUCAUCGCUCCGCUGUCCACCAUCACAAACUGGGAGCGGGAGUUUCGCACGUGGACGCACAUGAACGUCAUCGUGUAUCACGGCUCGCAGAUCAGCCGGCAGAUGAUCCUGCAGUACGAGAUGUUUCACCGGGACGCACAGGGUAACACUAUUCCAGGCGUGUUAAAGUUUCACGGCUUGAUCACCACCUUCGAGAUGAUCAUGGCCGACUGUCCCGAGCUCAAGAAGCUGCACUGGCGCUGCGUUGUGAUCGACGAGGCUCACCGACUGAAGAACAGGAACUGCAAACUGCUGGAGGGACUCAAGCUCAUGAACCUGGAACACAAGGUUCUGCUGACAGGAACUCCUCUGCAGAACUCGGUGGAGGAGUUGUUCAGUCUGUUGAACUUCCUGGAGCCGCUGCAGUUUCCCUCCGAGAGCAGCUUCCUGGAAGAGUUCGGAGACCUCAAGACAGACGAGCAGGUGAAAAAGCUUCAGGCCAUUUUGAAGCCGAUGAUGUUGAGGAGAUUGAAAGAUGACGUGGAGAAAAAUCUUGCACCGAAAGAAGAAACCAUCAUAGAGGUGGAGCUGACCAACAUCCAGAAGAAAUACUACCGAGCCAUCUUAGAGAAGAACUUCUCCUUCUUAUCUAAAGGAGCAAACCAGCACAACAUGCCCAACCUCAUUAACACCAUGAUGGAGCUCCGCAAGUGCUGCAACCACCCCUACCUGAUCACAGGAGCGGAGGAAAAGAUCCUGGAAAGCUUCAGGAAGUGUCACAGUCCGGACGCUCCAGACUUCCAGCUGCAGGCGAUGAUCCAGGCGGCCGGUAAACUGGUGCUGAUCGACAAGCUGCUGCCCAAACUGCUGGCGGGGGGACACAAAGUCCUCGUCUUCUCCCAGAUGGUCCGAUGUCUGGACAUCCUGGAGGACUACCUCAUCCAGAGACGCUACACGUACGAACGCAUCGACGGCCGCGUGCGAGGGAACCUGCGGCAGGCGGCCAUCGACAGGUUCUGCAAACCGGAUUCGGACCGCUUCGUUUUCCUGCUGUGCACCAGAGCCGGAGGGCUGGGCAUCAACCUGACGGCAGCAGACACAUGCAUCAUCUUCGACUCGGACUGGAACCCACAAAACGACCUGCAGGCUCAGGCACGCUGCCACCGGAUCGGUCAGAGCAAAGCGGUGAAAGUCUACCGGCUGAUCACCAGGAACUCGUACGAGCGGGAAAUGUUUGACAAAGCCAGUCUGAAGCUGGGACUGGACAAAGCUGUGCUGCAAGACAUCAACCGCAAAGGAAGCCUCAACGGGGUGCAGCAGCUCUCUAAACUUGAAGUGGAGGAUUUGUUAAAGAAAGGAGCGUACGGAGCGCUGAUGGACGAAGAAGACGAAGGAUCCAAGUUCUGCGAGGAAGAUAUCGAUCAGAUCCUGCAGAGACGGACUCAGACCAUCACCAUCCAGACUGAGGGGAAAGGGUCCACGUUCGCUAAGGCCAGUUUCAUCUCAUCUGGUAACAGAACGGACAUUUCUCUGGACGACCCCAACUUCUGGCAGAAAUGGGCCAAGAUUGCAGAAGUGGAGAUCGACUCCAAAUCGGAGAAGGAGUCGUUGGUGAUCGACACGCCUCGGGUGAGGAAGCAGACACGCCACUACAACUCCUUCGAGGACGACGAGCUGAUGGAGUUCUCGGAGCUGGACAGCGACUCGGAGGAGCGACCAUGUCGGACUCGACGGCUGGGCGAACGCAGCAGGCGUUACCUCCGAGCCGAGUGUUUCAGAGUGGAGAAGAACCUGCUCAUCUUCGGUUGGGGUCGAUGGAAGGACAUUUUAAACCACGGUCGGUUUAAAUGGCAUCUGGCAGAGAGAGACAUGGAGGUGAUCUGCAGGGCUCUGUUGGUUUACUGCCUGAGACACUACAAAGGUGACGAUAAGAUCAAGAGUUUCAUCUGGGAUCUGAUCACACCGAGCAAAGAAGGUCAAGACCAGGCGCUGCUCAACCACUCAGGUUUGUCGGCUCCGGUUCCUCGAGGUCGGAAAGGGAAGAAGAUGAAGAACCAGCUGAACGUUCCUGAGGUGAAGAACGCUGACUGGCUCGUCCACUGUAACCCUGAAGUCGUUCUGCAAGACGAGAGCUACAAGAAACACCUCAAACAACACUGCAACAAGGUGCUACUGAGGGUGAGGAUGCUGUACUACCUGAAGGUGGAGGUUUUGGGUGAAGCUGCCAAUCAGGCUCUGGAGGGAAUCCCUGCCAGUAAACUGGAGGUGUCACUGCCAGACAUCGACUACAUCGAGAUUCCCGCCUCGUGGUGGGACGCUGACGCUGACAAGUCGCUGCUCAUUGGAGUCCACAAACACGGCUACGAGCGGUACAACGCCAUGCGAGCUGAUCCAGAGUUGUGUUUCCUGGAGAGAGUCGGGAUGCCGGAUGUGACGGCACUGACGGCCGAGCAGGGAGGAGGAGAAGUAGUGGUGGACAUGACUGACAGCGUGAACAAACCGGAGGAGGCGAAGGAGGAGAGAGAGAGCAAACCUGACGGAGGAGGAGACGACAGAGACGAGAGCAGCAAGGGAGAGGAAACUUGCUCCAGCACUGAUACAUCAGACAAGCCUGACAGCACCGGUCCAGACUCCCAGAUGUCAGGUGACUUGUGUGCCCAGGAUGGGACUCUGGUUACCACGACAACGGGAGCAGGAACAGGGACGGGCGUAGCGUCUCUCCACGUGAUCCAGGCUCGCCCCCUCUGGCCCACGGGUCCGGCCCUCACGGCUCGUCUGCGUCGCCUCAUCACCGCCUACCAGCGCUUCACGCUGCGCCGCGAGCCGCUGCUCAGGCACGACUUCCUGCUGCACGACGGCCUCAUCGGCAUGGGGAUGGGAGGGGCAGCCGGGGCAGCAGCCGCCGCCGCUGCCGCCGCCGCUCACGGUCACCACGCCGGAGGGCCGUUGGCAUGGCAACUGGGCGAAGAGCUGAGGCGGUGUUCCGUGGUCGCCACUGAGCCUGAUCCGCUGUUUCUGGAGUGGCAGAGAAGGUGGACUCGUCGGGAGCAGUCAGAUUUCUACCGCACUGUGUCGUCGUUCGGAGUGGUGUACGACCCGGAGAGGAAAACCUUCGACUGGUCCCAGUUCAGAGCUCUGGCCCGACUGGAGAGGAAGACGGACGAGAGCUUGGAGAGAUACUUCAACUCCUUCGUCAACAUGUGCAGGACGGCCUGCAAGCUGCCGCCGAGGAAGGAGGAAGGCUUGGUGGAUCCCGCUGUGCUCGUUGAGCCUCUGACAGAAGAGAGAGCGGCUCGGACUUUAUACCGCAUCGAGCUGCUGCGUAAGAUCAGAGAGCAGGUCCUCCGUCACCCGUUACUCUCGGCCCGCCUCCAGCUGUGCCGCCCCUCCCUCUACCUCCCCGUCUGGUGGGAGUCGGGCAAACACGACCGCGACCUCCUCAUCGGGGCCGCUCGCCACGGCUUGAGCCGCACCGACUUCUACAUCCUCAACGACCCCCAGCUGAGCUUCCUGGAGGCUCACAGGAACUACGUCCGAGGCCACCCUUCGUCUCACCUUCAUCCCCAAACCCAUCAUCAUCCUCACCACCCGGGUCUGGCGACUCAUCCUGGGAUUUCCUCUUCAUCCUCCUCGUCUUCAUCGUCUCAUCCGCAGCUGCCUCACCCUCACUGCUGUCUCUACGAUUCGGGUUUGGGUCGCCACUCCCCUCAGCCCCCCGAAUACCCUCAUCAGUCGUCUCACCAUCAUCAUCAUCACCAUCAUCACCAGCAUCAUCACUCAAUGCCUCCGUCGGCUCCUUCCCCUUCCUCUUCCUCCUCUUCCUCUCACGCUCACCUCCAUCCUCCGCCGCUGGACGCCCACGAUUCCGCCUCGCCGAGCCUGGGGAUAGUGGCUGGAUCCCGGGGAGAUUUCCUGGAUUGCCCCCCUCUGGAUGAAAGCCUGGAGCUCGGCUCGCUGCAGCACGACGCUGACGCUUUGCAUGGUGGGAAAACGUCCAAAGACGCUCUCAACGGGUUUCCGUUUAACUCGGCUGCAGGAGGUCAAAGCAUGCUGAACUCGUACGGAGUCGGAGGGACGGAUCUGGAUUCGAAGCUAAGGAGCGACGUGCUGGUUGGGGAGCAGGGAUCGUCGGAGGAGACGGGGCUGAUGGCUCCGUCAGUGGAGCUCGAUCAGUUACAGGCUCCGUGGGACGGUACGGAUCACUCCAGUCCGGCUCACCACAUGUUCAACGAAUCCGAUCCGAUCUUGGGUCCCUCGGCGCUGGAGACGGGCUUCCUGGAGGAGGAGGAUGAGGAGGCGCAGGGAGCGGAUAGAGGAGCGGAGGAAGGCGGGACUCUGGAGGAGUGUUUGGGUUUGCCGCCAUCGUCGUCUCCUUCUCAUCCUUCGGCCGGAGAUCCUGUGGAGCCUCUGUCGUCAAGUUACAUGCUUUUUAAGGACAUCGGUGUGAGUGAGGAAGCCAGCGCAGAUCAAACCGACCUGUCCGCCAGCCCCCCUCCUCCUUACGUUCCCCCCCCUCCCCUCUCCCUCUCUGACAUCACCGCCCACGUGCCGCAGGAUAGGCUGGACCACGCCGACGUCUCCGGGAGCCUGACCAAUCCGGUGGAGGAGUUCGAUGACAAGGAGGAAGAGGAAGUGGAGGAUUUAUCGAGGGAAGCCGCGGAGCAGAACGCGGAGAAGCAGAGAGAGAAGUGUGACGCUGAUCGAGUCUUGAGUCCACCGAUGGAAGUGCCGCAGAUCGACGGGAUGGAGCCAGAAGAACAAGACGACGAGAGGAUGGAAGUCCCGAAUCAACUCUCUCAAGACCUCCAGGAGAACUUCGAUCAAGCGGAGACGAAACACGUGCUUCCUUUCCUCGGGAAGCUGGAUCAAGACGGCAGCCUCGUGUGUCCCGAACCCAUCGAAGAACCGGGAGAGGAAGUGGAUCGUUUGAUUUUAUAUCAGACGGUCGAAGAGGAAGAGGAGGAGACGAUGGAAGACUCUCUUGACGCUGAAACCUUGAUUGGGAACGCGACCGGAGCGUUUCUACAAGCGAGAGGGAUUUCGGCGGACGGUCGAGCCGCGGAUCUCGCCGAUCAAGUGGACGAAAUAUCGGAAGGGCGAGUGGAUCACGUACACGCUAAACAGAACGAGAUGGAGCUAGGAAGCAUUUACAUUUCCUCGUCUCCUGCAGCGGCUUCGAAGUCCGAAGUCAAAACCGAAGUGUCGAUGGAUCAGGAAAGCUACGAAGGCGUCGUCGAAGAUCUGACGUUACCGGACAGCAAGAAUCGAGUGUUGACGUUCUCGCUCGGACAAGAAAACAAAGAUAUGCUCGAUCGGAAUGAAAUCAAAAUGGCUCAGAAUCUAGCCGCGAACAGCAUCGACGCAAAGCCGAACGAUCUCAAGUUCUCUCUUCUGCCGGAUAACGUUUCUACCGGCGGGAAGAAAGCUCCGCAUCUCCAACUGCCGAUUAAAGUCGAGGAGACCAAGACGGAAGCAGGCGAGGACGACGAAGACGACGACUACCCCGAUAGCUCCGAAGUCAAACGAGCCAAAUUCAUCGCCGCCUACUCCGUUAAAUCCGAAGUGUUGGUGACCAAAGCCGAGCAGUUGGACUUUUCCGUCAAACCGGAAACCUUGGAGACCAAACCGGAAGAUCUGAGCCUUCCCAUGAAGCCCGAGAGCUUGGACAGCAAACAGGAAGUGCUUCAGUUCGCAGCGUAUUCGCACGGAGCUGAAAUCAAACCGGAAGCCAAACCGGUGGUCCUCGGGUUCGCCACGUAUAUCGGAGGAGUCGGAGUCGGGUUGAAGACCGAGACGAAGCCGGAGUUCGCAGCUUAUCCCGACAGCUCGGAGAUCAAACCCGAGGCGAAGCCGGAAGGGUUGGAGUUCGGAGCGUUGCCGGAGAUCAAAGCGGAGACGAAGCAGGAGCUGUUAGAGGCGGAUAGCACGGUGCUAACACCGAAGCUGGAGCAGACGGACGGGCUGGUGGACGCCACGGAAACGCUGGUGAUGAAAGGACAGGUGAAGGAGGAGAGGCCGAGUACGCCAGUGGUGGAAGGUUACGCCGGCAGUCCCAGGUUUGCAGCUCCUAUUUCCAUCUGUGAGAUUCCCGACAGUCUGCACGACUCCCGGGAGCCGACCAUCGCUCAGCUGUUACAGGAGAAAGCACUUUACUCUUUUUCUGAGUGGCCAAAGGACCGGGUGAUCAUCAACCGCCUGGACAGCAUCUGCCACGCCAUCCUGAAGGGGAAGUGGCCUUCAUCCAGCGAGCAGUACGACUCUCCCGGCUCUCUGGCUGCUAACUCCUGCUUGGCUAACAGCUUAGUGCAGCACCACCAACACCGAGCCAGCUUCCUGCCCACCACCACCAUCACCACCACUUCCUCAGGCUCCGUCCCGGGCCAGGCCAGGGGUCAGCAGCAGGCCAACCCUGGACUGGGCUUUUCAAUCCCUCCCCCUCUCACCAGACUACCUAAGUACAUGCAGCGGGGUGGCGCAUGCGGGCGCGGAGCUUGGCGCCUCACCUCCUUGCCUCUCUUACAGGAGAGGCUGGUGGCUCCUCCUUACCUCCCCGAGCUCAAACGAGCGGGGGGUCGGAGGUCAUUCGACUAUGAAGCUGCAGCAGCUGCAGCAGCCGCCAAGGUGUUAGCCGGGAAAACGGCCGCCUCGUCCUCGUCCUCCUCGUCUUCUUCGUCGUGCCACACCGCUUCCACCGCGGGCGAUAAAACGCCGGUGGUCGCCCCCGCUUCUCAUCGCACGGGAGCCGCCAUGUUGAUUAACGGGUGGCAAGAAACGGCCAUUGAUCUGACCAAGUCGUCGGGAGAAAUGAGCAACAGCGGAGGAGGCGGAGGAGGUGGAGGCGGAGGCGGAGGCGAAGCUGUGGUUGCCCCGGGAAUCGGUGGCAGCACUCACAAGCUGCCUCCGCCCCCCAUCACUGCACCCAUAGGGGGCGCUGUGGGCAUCGACAUGGCCGGGAUACUGCAGGCCGGACUCAUCCACCCUGUAACGGGGCAGAUAGUUAAUGGGAACCUGAGGGGAGAUGAUUCUCUGAGGAGGAGGAGAGGCAGGAGGAGAAACGUGGAAGCACUGUACUCUGAGUUCACCAAGAGCCGAGGACUGCACCUCCCAGAGACACAGAGUCGAGUGGAAGUGAUCAGCCACUCCUCCGUUUCCUCUUCCACUUCCUCGCCGUCCCCGUCUCCGUCAGAGCGACCCGCUGGCCCCCCGACGCCGUCCUCGUCCUCCACGCCGACCCCCACCCAGACGCCUCCGCAGCCGGAGAUCGUGGCCAUCGACAGAGAAGCGGCGAGCAAAGGUCUGAUCGAGUGGCUGAGACAGAACCCGGGUUACAGCAUGGAUCUGCCCGCCUUCGCUCACUCGGGCCUCCUGCACGGCUUCGUGGAGCGGCCCAAGCAGAGGAGGCAUCGCUGCAAAGACCCCACCAAGCUGGAUAUCAACUCUCUGACCGGAGAGGAGAGGGUCCCCGUGGUCCACCGAGGCACCGGACGCAGGCUUGGUGGCGCUAUGGCUCCGGCUAUAAAGGAGCUCUCCAGAUGGUUGGAUGCAAACUCAGAGUAUUAUGUAGCUCCAGACUGGGCUGAUGUGGUCAAACACUCUGGUUUCCUCCCCGAGGGGAAGUUCUCUCGGAUCCUGACUGAACCGGUCAACAGAGACCCGGGCUCUCGUCGCCGCGGCCGCCGUCCUCGCAGCGAGAUGCCGAAGCCCCUCCUCUCCGUCUCCGACUCCUCCGCCUCCGGCCUCGGCCCCCCCCUCUUCAUGAACGGCGGCCUCAUCGGCAGCAUGGACUCCAUGGUCGCUAUGCAGAACCUCCGCGGCGGCAUUCCCGGCAUCCCCAUCUCCGGGAUCAUGGCGGCGGGAUUCACUCACGGUUUCCCGACGGCGGUCGCGACGGGAGGAGCGGGAGCGUCCGGCGAAGACGCCAAGAACGGGUUGAGUAUGUUACCCAUGAUGCUUCACGGCAUCCCGCACCCCCAUGGGGCCGCGAUACCGCAACACGCCUUGUUCAGCGUCGGAGCGAUGAUGGCGCACACGGCCCCGCCUCCCCCGCCGCCUCCUCACUCCACCUCCUCCUCCUCCACCUCGUCUUCUUCGUCGUUGUCCGCGGCGAAGGUUACCACGACGACCGCGCCGUCGAUGUCUGAGGCGGCGAGCCCCUCGUCAACUACGCCCGCAGAGAGGGAGAGCAACGCCGCGUCUUCUUCUUCUGGUGGUGAGAAAGGAGCGGCGGAGGGGAACAAGAGAGCGGCGGCGGCGGCCGAGGCGACGGCGGCCAUCAUCACCUCCACCAGCAGGGCUCAUCUCGGCGCCGCUCACAUCGGAGGCGGCGGCGGCAGCCAUCUUACCUUCAACCCCUUCCUGAUCCCGGGAAUGUCCCACGGCCUGCUGUACCCGCACAUGUUCCUGCCACACGGGGGCAUCAUGGCGCUGCCCGCCAUGCCGCCCGGCGCCGUCGACGGCUCGCCGGCGGGAAGCCCGAAGAGGAGGAGGAAGAGAGGAGGAGGAGGAAGGGAGGGAGAGGAGGAAGGGAGGGAGAAGGAGAAGGUAGAGGAGGGCGAAAGUACAGUUAAGGCUAGCGUCACCUCUCAUCACCCGGCCUCCUCUUCAUCAUCUCCGUCCUUCUCCUCUACCUCGGCUCCAGAGGUUGGACCACCUCCGAGCGACGAGCCUCAAACCGCCGGAGGAGGAGGAGAAGGAGGAGGAGAAGGAGGAGACGAAGGGCCCUCGGAGCCCCAGCAGGAACUGGACUCCCAGAACCAACCUGAGGAGGGAGCCAUGUCAAUGUCCAUGUAA